Molecule: messenger RNA, 884 nt
Organism: Trachemys scripta elegans
Lineage: Eukaryota; Metazoa; Chordata; Testudines; Emydidae
Product: pulmonary surfactant-associated protein A1-like
Exons: 4
Coding region: 37-783 (248 amino acids)
Cellular component (GO): multivesicular body; rough endoplasmic reticulum
Source: RefSeq, a predicted model, not a curated record
AGUAAAUACUCUUUGUUUUAUAGCUGGCCUCCAACAAUGUCGCCCCAAUUGUUUCACGUAGUCACAGCAAUAGUCUUUUUGCUGGCGACGAGCCAUGCUGGGAACCACCAUGAAGGAAUUCAGAGAAUCCCUGGCAAACCUGGACUGAACAAAAUGCCUGUGAAAGAAGGAAAGCCUUGUUUAAAAGCACUCCCAGGACUGCAAGCAGGUCCCCCAGAGCCACCAAGUUCCAUGAGAGGUCCUUCUGGAAAAGAUGGGCUUCGUGGGCCACAAGGGCCUAGUGGUGAACGAGACGAGAAGGGAGAGCAAGGGCAGCCUGGACAACCAGGCCUACCUGUUUCUCGUGAUCCUGAAUUAGAAGAAACCCUCAAAGGAUUCAAAAAUCAAAUUGCCAGACUGGAAGGAGUCCUUGCCAUGGAUGGGACCAUAAAGACAUUUGGAAAAAAAAUGUUUGCUACCAAUGGGCAAGAAGUCGAUUUUGAGACCACACUGGAAGCAUGCAAACAGGCGGGCGGCUCCAUUGCAUCUCCCAGGAAUAAGGGGGAGAAUGAUGCUGUUUUCAGUAUUGUGAGGUUAUUUAACAGAUAUGCCUAUCUGGGCAUUAAGGGGGGUGGGAUUCCAGGUAAAUUCAAUUUCCUGGAUGGAACAGCCGUAAAUUACACAAACUGGCAUGCAGGUGAGCCCAGUGACAUAGGGAAAGAAAACUGCAUGGAGAUGUGCACUAAUGGUGCCUGGAAUGGCACAAGUUGCAACCAGUCCCGCCUCACUAUCUGUGAAUUUUAAUCCUUGCUCCUACAUUUCCUUCAAAAUGUCGGACAUCUCUAGGGUCCUUUGAAUUCUUUCUUUCAUCCACAAACAAGAAUCUGUUUUCUCAGCAUUGUAGU